AGUCCUUGCUUCUCCGUCCAGGCGGAUACAUCGCUCCCUUCGUCAUUGUACUAUUCACAUAACAAUGACGUCCCUUCUACCCCGUGUGUUUUUAUUUGUCCUCGUAUUGUCCACCCUCUCUCGUCCCGUGACACCCUGUACAUGUUCAUUGUCCAGUGCCACCUUGAAAUGUUCCGACUGCUCGUCCAUACCGACCUUUUCUGACCCCUCUAACAUCCAGCACCUCGACCUCUCCUCCCCCACCAACACCUUGACCCAUUUGACCUCCAACGUCUUCAUCAAUGCGGGAUUCUACAACCUGAAAUCGAUCAAUUUGUCCUCCUCCGGACUUGUAGAGGUGGAUGAGGCGGCAUUUCUGGGAAUCACAGAAUUCCAAAAUGUCCACGUCGACCUCAGCCAGAACAAAAUAUCUUCCGUAAAAUUGGACCGUUACACACACUCCCCGGAAUACGUGAACCUAAGUGGCAAUCCGAUCAAGCAACUUUCCUUUGCACCCGUAGCAAUAAACGCAAUGGUGGAUCUGAGUAAUUGCUCGAUGACAAAACUUCCACCAGGUUACCCGUUCAGGAACAAGUUUGCAUUCGUAGUAAAUCUGGCCUCCAAUAAGUUGGAGACAUUGAGCUGGACAAAUUUUGAAGGUGCAAUUUUUCUCAGCAACCUCACAUUGCGAGACAACCCGUGGAGAUGUGAUUGCCACAUGCACUUUCUAAACGACUAUCUCCGCUAUGUGAGGAAAGUCGAUGUCUCGGGAGAUGUGGUUUGUCAAACGCCGGAUAAUUUGAGGGGUCGAGUGUUAUCCACGAUCCCACCGGGAGAUCUGGGUUGUCCAGUGCGGGAUAUAAAGGUGUCGUCAAAAGUUACAGGGAAGAAGAUACUGCUAACAUGUGUGGCGGAAAGUUACCCAGGGCCGGAAUUUGAGUGGAGGCAAGGUCCAAAUCACACGGGUGAUUUGCUAACGAGUGGGAACGGGAUUUCCAUUUACACCGUGUCCCCACCCCCCUCGCAGACGGGGCAAUUAUACCGAUACAAUUGGGAAAGUAGGGUUGAAAUCUGGGCAAAUAGUUCGGCCUACAUGGAUCCUUCGACAUUCUGGUGCACGGUGAAAAAUCGGCACGGCUGGGCCUAUCAGGGUAUCACAAUUUCAGACUAUACCACCCCCUCAACGAGACCGGAAAGUGUGUCUGAAUCCAGAAAUGAGAUCACGAUUGACCCAGAAGUUCAAACUUCGACCUCUCAGAUUUUGCAGAAAUACGGCACCAAAACUAAUUAUGAGGCUUCGCUAGUCACAAAUUUAUCUGUGAUAAUUGGCAUCCAAGCUGUAGUAAUUUUGAUCAUGGUCGCGAUGUUUAGUCUCGUUGUGGUUCGACUAACAUACAAACCUUGUUGUCACACGUUGGUCCCAGGAGAUGCGAAUCCUCACGUGGAGCCAACACCACCUCCGAGUUAUAUUGGAGAGAAAUCUGAAACUUGGCAAGACGGCGAUAAUAAGAGUGAAUGAGUAGACAUAGUUAUAAAUUUUGCAAAAAGUAGCCAUAUUUCAUGUUUUUUUAUUCAACCUUUUCCUUGCAUUCUUAUUGAAAUGAAAAUUAAUUUAAUUAAUAACUCUUACAUAAUUUUGAUAUGGACAAAAGCAAUAAAUUUUACAAUUUUGUAC
Messenger RNA from Folsomia candida, 1654 nucleotides. RefSeq names its product immunoglobulin superfamily containing leucine-rich repeat protein. Bases 65 to 1498 code for a protein of 477 amino acids. Gene Ontology annotation, cellular component: membrane. The transcript has 4 exons. Gene Ontology annotation, biological process: positive regulation of synapse assembly; regulation of presynapse assembly; axonogenesis. The record is from RefSeq and is a predicted model, not a curated record. Lineage: Eukaryota; Metazoa; Arthropoda; Collembola; Entomobryomorpha; Isotomidae.